Molecule: messenger RNA, 4214 nt
Organism: Clupea harengus (Atlantic herring)
Lineage: Eukaryota; Metazoa; Chordata; Actinopteri; Clupeiformes; Clupeidae
Gene: asap1b
Product: ArfGAP with SH3 domain, ankyrin repeat and PH domain 1b
Exons: 31
Coding region: 239-3997 (1252 amino acids)
Biological process (GO): positive regulation of GTPase activity
Cellular component (GO): cytoplasm
Molecular function (GO): protein binding; GTPase activator activity
Source: RefSeq, a predicted model, not a curated record
CUUCUCCCUUUCUCCCACUCAAAGCCGUAUCGAGGAUUUGUCCACGGGACCCGUUGGAGAAUGGAACACAAUUUCAAAAAUCAGUAGACUACACAUUUACAUUGGACGUUGGAUUAAGGAAUGCGGGCGAAAUGAAGUUAAUAUGAGGACCGCUCUAAUUACUUAGACACAUUUUUGGAUUUGCGGAUACUGUGCAUUAAGACUCUCGUCUAUUAGGGUUACAAGGUGACUGUCUGUCAUGAGAUCCUCGGCGUCCCGCCUGUCAAGUUUUUCCUCAAAAGAUUCUUUAUGGAACCGGAUGCCGGAUCAGAUAUCGGUAUCCGAGUUUCUCUCCGAGACGACGGAGGAUUACAACUCCCCUACGACAUCCAGUUUCACUACACGGUUGCAGAGCUGCAGGAACACGGUCGGCGUUUUGGAGGAGGCAUUGGACCAGGACCGGACUUCACUGCAGAAAGUCAAGAAGUCGGUUAAAGCCAUCUAUAGCUCUGGUCAAGAUCAUGUGCAAAAUGAGGAUAUCUACGCUCAGGCUCUUGACAAGUUCGGCAGCAACUUCAUCAGCAGGGACAACCCUGACCUGGGCUCGGCCUUCGUCAAGUUCUCCACCCUCACCAAGGAGCUGUCCACCCUCCUGAAGAACUUGUUGCAGAGCCUGAGCCAUAAUGUGAUCUUCACGCUGGAUUCCCUAUUGAAGGGGGACCUGAAGGGAGUGAAGGGGGAUUUGAAGAAGCCCUUUGACAAGGCAUGGAAGGACUAUGAAGUCAAGUUUACCAAGAUCGAGAAGGAGAAACGGGAACACGCCAAGCAGCACGGAAUGAUCCGGACUGAGAUCACCGGAGCCGAGAUUGCAGAGGAGAUGGAGAAGGAGCGCCGGCUCUUCCAGCUGCAGAUGUGUGAGUACCUGAUCAAAGUGAAUGAAAUCAAGACCAAGAAAGGGGUAGACCUUCUUCAGAACUUGAUCAAGUACUACCACGCACAGUGCAAUUUCUUUCAGGAUGGCUUGAAAACUGCUGACAAGUUGAAGCAGUACAUUGAGAAGUUAGCUGCAGACCUCUACAAUAUAAAGCAGACACAGGAUGAGGAGAAGAAACAGCUUACUGCUUUGAGAGACCUCCUUAAGUCCUCCCUACAAAUCGACCAUAAAGAGUCUAGGAGAGACUCUCAGAGCAAGCAGGGUGGCUACAGCAUGCACCAGCUACAGGGCAACAAAGAGUUUGGCAGCGAGAAGAAAGGCUAUCUCAUGAAGAAGAGUGAUGGGUUACGGAAGGUGUGGCAGCGGAGACAGUGCUCAGUGAAAGGAGGGAUUCUCACCAUCUCCCAUGCCACAUCUAACAGGCAGCCCGUGAAGCUAAACCUGCUCACAUGCCAGGUCAAGCCCUGUGCUGAAGACAGGAAGUGCUUUGACCUCAUCUCCCAUAAUCGCACAUAUCAUUUUCAGGCAGAGGAUGAACAAGAGUUUGUAAUCUGGAUCUCAGUGCUGACCAAUAGUAAGGAGGAUGCUCUGAACAUGGCAUUCCGUGGCGAGCAGAGCACCGGAGAGGACGGCAUGCAGGACCUGACCAAAGCCAUCAUCGACGACGUGCUUCGCAUGCCCGGCAAUGAGGUGUGCUGUGACUGCGGAGCUUCAGAUCCAAAAUGGCUGUCCACUAACCUGGGGAUCCUGACCUGUAUCGAGUGCUCAGGCAUCCACAGGGAAAUGGGCGUGCACAUCUCACGCAUCCAGUCAAUGGAGCUCGACAAGCUGGGCACCUCUGAACUCUUGCUGGCGAAGAACGUAGGAAACAGUAGUUUCAACGACAUCAUGGAAGGCAACCUUCCAUCUCCGAAGCCCACCCCUUCCAGUGACAUGACUGUGAGAAAGGAGUACAUCUAUGCUAAGUACGUCGACCACAAGUUUGCCCGCAAGACCUGCAGCUCGGCAGCGGCCAAGAUGAACGAUCUGUUCGAGGCGGUGCGGUCACGCGACCUGCUGGCCCUCAUCCAGGUGUAUGCUGAAGGGGUGGAGCUCAUGGAGCCACUCACAGACUCCAUACAGGAGGCCGGCGAGACUGCACUACACUACUCUGUGCGGACAGCUGACCACACCUCUCUGCACCUGGUGGACUUCCUGGUCCAGAACAGUGGGAACCUGGACAAGCAGACAGAGAGGGGGAACACUGCUCUGCACUACUGCUGCAUGUACCAGAAACAUGAAUGCCUCAAACUGCUGCUGAGGGGCAAGCCGGCCACUGAUAUCACCAAUCAGAAUGGAGAGACUGUCCUCGAUGUUGCUAGGCGAUUGAGGAACAGCCAAUGUGAGGAGGCGCUGGUGCAGGCUGUUGCAGGGAAGUUUAACCAGCACGUUCAUGUGGAGUAUGAGUGGAACUUGCGUCUGGAGGACCUGGAUGAGAGCGAUGAUGACUUGGAUUACAAGCCGAGCCCGAUAAAAAAGGACCGCUCCCCGCGUCCCCAGAGCUUCUGCCACUCAUCCAGCCUCUCCCCCCAUGACAAGCUCUCCCUGCCCAGCUUCCUGGGGUCGCGUGACAAGCAGCGCCUCUCCUACAGCGCCUUCACCAAUCAGAUGUACAGCGCCUCAACUGACGUGCCCUCCUCUCCCGGCACCGAUGCCCCACCCCUGCCCCCUAGGAACGCAGGCAAAGCCACCCCUCCGUCUGGCCUGUCUCCCUCCACCCUCCCCAAUACCACCCAGUCCCCUGGCGGGGGCAGCACUUCUACCCUGUCCAAGAAGAGACCUCCUCCCCCUCCCCCCGGGCACAAGCGUACCCUCUCCGAUCCACACACCCCUCUCUCCCACACACCCCUGAUCAAAGGUGGACACCCCCAGGGUGAGCCUGUUGGGCUGUCCCCCAGAGAACCAGGGAGUGACUCUACACCACCACCUAUCAGUAAAAUGUCACCUCUCUCAAACAAGUUUGAGGGCAUUCCACAGGAGCAAAGCACUACGUCUUGCCACACAAAGUCUACACUUGGCCCAAGGGUUCUUCCCAAACUACCUCAGAAAGUGGCACUGCGAAAGAUUGACACCAUCCACCACAUGUCUGUGGACAAGACCAACCAGCCUCAUGAAGUCUUUCAAAAGUCUCCUGAAAUCUUUCAAAAGUCUCCUGAAGUCUUUACAAAAUCUCCUGAAGUCUUUCCAAAAUCUCCCGAGGUCUUUCAAAAAUCUCCCGAAGUCUUUCAAAAAUCUCCUGAAGUCUUUCCAAAAUCUCCCGAGGUCUUUCAAAAAUCUCCCGAAGUCUUUCAAAAAUCUCCUGAAGUCUUUCAAAAAUCUCCUGAAGUCUUUCAAAAAGCUCCUGAAGUCUUUCAAAAAUCUCCUGAGGUCUUUCAGAAGUCACCGGACGUGUUCCACAAGUCUCCGGAGGUAUUCCCGAAAUCGCCACAGGCACCCGAGCCACCCCACAAGGUUGCGUUACCUGACAAGCCACACCUGAGUGACCUUCCUCCCAAGCCGCAGUCAGCAGACCUACCCCCGAAGCCUGGGGAACUGCCCCCAAAACCGCAUCUAUCCGACUUGCCCCCCAAGCCCAACUUAGGAGAUCUGCCACCCAAACCCCAGCUGAAGGAUCUACCCCCCAAACCUCAGCUUGGGGAUCAUUCCCCAAGGCCUGGGCCAGUGGAGCACCCCCACAAGCCACCUCCCGGGGAGAUUGCCCCAAAGCCGCAGCCGCCCGACACACCAGCAGCUAAUCAGCGUGGAGAUAAAUCACCGCACCCCACCCAGCCCUCCAGCGAGGACACCAAUGGGAGUCCAGUGUCAGCUCCAGAGACGCCUGUCCCGUUGCCGAGAAAGAUCAAUAUGGCAAAGGCAAAAACUCGAAGGGUGAAGACCAUCUACGACUGCCAAGCAGAUAACGAGGAUGAGCUGACCUUUGUGGAGGGUGAGGUCAUUAUUGUGACAGGAGAGGAGGACCAGGAGUGGUGGAUUGGGCACAUUGAAGGGUUCCCGGACAGGAAGGGAGUGUUUCCCAUGUCCUUCGUCCACAUCCUAUCUGACUGACACCCAGACGAUGUCGACCACCCCUAAAGGCCCCUCCCUCCACAAGCCUGGGUCUUUCCACCCCACACUUUGGUCACAGAGGGCAACACUGUAAAUAGCUGCUGAAGCGAGCAUCACGAUCAAACCGAUAUGGAAUACACCAAGAUAAACCCGGAACACCCUGCCCUCUGUUCACUCUCGCUCACAAAUUGGUGAAACUACUCCCCCCCCCCCCCCU